Quercus robur (English oak) is the source of this 363-nucleotide messenger RNA. RefSeq names its product heavy metal-associated isoprenylated plant protein 47-like. The record is from RefSeq and is a predicted model, not a curated record. The transcript has 2 exons. Gene Ontology annotation, molecular function: metal ion binding. The coding region runs from base 1 to 363 and encodes 120 amino acids. NCBI's taxonomy places the organism in Eukaryota, Viridiplantae, Streptophyta, Magnoliopsida, Fagales, Fagaceae.
AUGGUGCAGAAGAAGCUAGUAAUAAAGGUGCAGAUGACUUGUGACAAAUGUAAAACCAAGGCCUUGAAGCUUGCUGCAGGGGCAGAAGGUGUGACUUCCGUGGCAAUCGAAGGAGAAGAUAAAAGUCUGGUGGUAGUGAUAGGAGAUGAAGUUGAUUCGGUUUGCUUGACCCGGUCACUGAGGAAGAAGGUUGGCUAUGCCACCAUAGUGAGUGUGGCACAACUGGAAGAAAGUGAUGAGAAGAAAGAUGAAGACAACCCAACUACAACUAUAUGCUAUUCGGGUUAUGGACAAUAUCCACAGUGCCCUUCGUACUAUAGAGUGGUUUCUGAUCCAUGGCCUAGCAAUUGCUUCUUCAUGUGA